AUGUCUCUACACGCAUCGCCACAUCCAUACUACAGUCCUACACAAUCCAUCAGGGAACGACAGGUGGCUCGUCGACAAUUGAGUGGAGAUUGGUUGGAUCCUCUUCAAGAACUGGACGAUCUUGUCAACAAUCCUGACACCUAUGACGACUACCACAACCAGUUCUCUAUCCUUGGUGCAUCUAUGCCAUCCGAUGACGAAGACCAUAGCGACCAUGACGACGACCAUGACGAUGACAACGACGACGGCAUUAGACAAAGCAACGCGGUGGAUUCUGGAUUUGCUACAACACCAUCUCAAAGUCAACAACAGCAACCAGAGCAACCACAGCAGCAGCAACAGCAACGAUCCUCACCACAACAACGAAAGGGAUUGUUAUGGCCGUAUAUCCAACCUCGUUUCGAAAGUGUUUACAUGGCAGUGACCUACGGCAUUUUCUUGUUGCUUUUCUUAUCCAAGGAGCUGGUGUAUUCAUUGUUUGCCUUUGCUGAUAUGGCGUGCUUUGCGUUGAUUGCCAACUCUUGCAUGUUCGUGUUGAAACUCUUUGGGUUCUACAAGGAUCGCGAUUAUAUCAAUCCAAGAAGGAUGCUGUUAUCAGAGGAUGAUACGGAUCAAGGGAAAGUGCGAAUGGUCUUUCGUAUAAUGGCAGGCGUGAUUUAUGCAGUGAUUCUAUCUGUAUUGUUGUUUGGGCACAAGGAAGAUAUUACAGCAUGGCGUUCAGAUGUACUUUCGAAUCGAUCUUCUCAAGCAAAGGGUGUGCACAACGCAAGACAAAACGUGGAAUUAUUCCGUGAUGCCAUCAUUUCAGUAUUACCUUCAUGGAUACCUUUGGACCCUGACACUGGACGUAUUGAUUCUCAGGAACUAAUGGAGACAAUGGAUGAUCGUUAUAUGAUUCGACAAGCUCAAUCACCCGAUUUUGCUCUUGCUACACUUGGAUCACGUGUGCUCGUCCGAUAUACAACAGCAUCAUUUGACAAAGACAGCAAAAGAGGAUGGCGAUAUGGUCUCUAUCGGUUUAUUCGGCAUCGAUCAUUCUUCCAUUCUUCACCUUCCAGCUCACCCGUCAUGGCACUCUUACCCGAUACUCAUCCUGGACAAUGUUGGCCCAUGGCUGGCCAAUAUGGAUCACUUGGUGUACGAUUGAGUCAAAGAAUAUCGGUCAACGCAGUCUCCAUUGAUCACGUGGAUCCUCAUCAAGCCAUCGACAUGAGUAGUGCACCCAAGGAUUUCGAGGUAUGGGGAUUGACAACGCAAAAGCCUACGGGUACGUGGAAAUAUCCUUGGGAUCCAGCUGCAUCUAUAAGGGGAGAAGCUGUCUAUCUCGGCAAGUUCAAGUACAACAUUGGCGACAAUGCUACUGGACCAGUUCAAACAUUCAAGCUUAAAACCGAUUCACCUCCUCUCCGGGAUAUCGUCUUUCGCUUUCUUAGUAAUUGGGACAAGGAUGAAUUUACUUGUAUUUAUCGUGUACGCGUGCAUGGCAACCUUGUAUAA
This is a messenger RNA of Lichtheimia ornata, 1497 nucleotides long. RefSeq lists its product as uncharacterized. Gene Ontology annotation, biological process: nuclear envelope organization. The record is from RefSeq and is a predicted model, not a curated record. Gene Ontology annotation, molecular function: protein-membrane adaptor activity. Gene Ontology annotation, cellular component: nuclear envelope; meiotic nuclear membrane microtubule tethering complex. NCBI's taxonomy places the organism in Eukaryota, Fungi, Mucoromycota, Mucoromycetes, Mucorales, Lichtheimiaceae. Bases 1 to 1497 code for a protein of 498 amino acids. The transcript is spliced from 2 exons.